AUGCCAACAUUAACCAUGCAGUAGCUUUGACAAAGGUUUAGUUUUCAAUGGGAGUGACAAGGAAGGAUGAGGAUUCCGUUUGGAGAGAAGGCGACACUAGAUAGAAACGUUUCAAAGGUGUUUCAGAGUCCUGUGGUUCUGGACUGCUGUGUGUUGGCUCAUCAAAUGAGAAGCAGCAGCGGGUGCAUCGAACUGUGCAACGCUCUGAAAACCGAUACAUUCAAUGCUCUUCUGCAGCACUCGUGGUGAGGUCCAUGGAAGGGACUUUGAGGAUGUGCUGUUCUCUGGCUUUGCUUCUGAUGGAGGGAUGUUUAUGCCAGAGAAUGUUCCCACACUGGCCCCUGACACUCUGAGGAGAUGGGGAGGCCUGUCCUACACACAGAUAGUUGUGGAGGUUGCCUCACUCUUCAUCCCCACACAGUCGAUUCCAAGAGAGGACCUGCAGGCUCUGGUGGGGGCAGCUCUCUCUGGCUUCUCUGUACCUGAGGUGGUGCGUGUGGUGGAGCUCAAGGAUGGACUUUCAAUCCUGGAGCUCUUUCACGGCGACACGUUGGCAUUCAAGGACCUGGCUAUGACCUGCACUGUGCGCUUCCUCAGUUACUUCCUGCAGAAACAGCAACGUCGAGCUACUGUCCUCGUUGGUACAUCAGGAGACACUGGAGGCUCGGCCAUACAAAGUGCCAAAGGUCUCUCCGGGCUGGACGUGGUGGUGAUUUACCCACGUGGACGAGUGACCCCAGUGCAGGAGAAACACAUGAUCACCUGCCUGGACGACAACGUCCAUGUGUUUGCAGCUGACGGCUCCUCUGAUGACAUCGACCAAGCCUUGCGCCGUCUGUUCGCUGACCAGGAUCUCGUCCGGACUCACGGACUGAUCAGUCUUAAUUCGGUCAACUGGUCUCGAGUUAUGAUCCAGCUUGCCCACUUCAUCUUUGCCUACCUGCAGCUCAGCGGUGUGGAGCAGACGGGCACUGACUCGGCUCUGCCCGAGUUGGAAGUGGUGGUGCCCACUGGAGGAGCUGGCAACAUUGCAGCUGGGUGUAUCGUGAAACAGAUGGGUGUUCCUCUGAAGCUGGUCGCUAUGGUGAAUUCUAAUGACAUCGUACAUCGGACCGUGACCUCAGGUGACUUCUCCAUGGCUGCUGAGGUCAAACAAACUCUGGCGUCUGCCAUCGACAUCCAGGACCCGUACAACAUGGAGCGUGUGUUCUGGCUGCUGUUGGGAGGGGAUGGUUCGUCUGUAAGGAAGAUGAUGGAGGAGUUUCAACGCACACAUACGUCCAUCCUGCCAAAAAAUACUCACACACUUUUGUCCAGUGUUAUGUCGACUGGCAGAGUGAAUAAUGAAGGGAUCCUGGAGAUCAUGAGGAGAUGCUGGGAGGAGAACCAGUACCUUGUGUGUCCACAUACAGCUGUGGGCGUCUGGCAUCACUACCACUGUCCUCACAACCCUGGGCUCAGGAGAUGUUACAUUGCCACAGCGUCUCCAGCCAAGUUUCAGGAAGCAGUUCAGAAGGCUGGGCUGACCUUUGAUCAGUUUGAGGAGGUUUGCCACUUAGAUAAGUUACCCACUCGCUAUCAGAACCUGGAGCGAAGUGAGAAGUGGUGCGAUGACUGGGAACAGAGACUGAGAGAAACACUCCAGGCUCUUGACCUGGCCAGGAAGAACAUGGUGUCUUUCUACACUCAAUAAAACGGUGAAUCAGCAAAUUGAGUAGUGAGUUUGUCUGAAGAUCAUUAAAUGACUAAUUUUUUGCUGUUUGUCUCUAUAGUUGAUUUGUUACACUUUAAUGAUGUCUGUAUCUAGUCAAAAAAAUCUAAAAAGAAUCAAUAAAUCAAUUUGUUGUGUCUGUGAAGAUUCAAAAACAUUAAUUUCCAUCAGAAAAAUGUUAGUUAACAAACAAUAUGUUAAUGUUACAUUUGUGAUUAUUUCAAUUGUGCUUU
Messenger RNA from Synchiropus splendidus (mandarinfish), 1944 nucleotides. RefSeq names its product threonine synthase-like 2 (gene thnsl2). NCBI's taxonomy places the organism in Eukaryota, Metazoa, Chordata, Actinopteri, Syngnathiformes, Callionymidae. Gene Ontology annotation, molecular function: pyridoxal phosphate binding. The record is from RefSeq and is a predicted model, not a curated record. Bases 224 to 1693 code for a protein of 489 amino acids. Gene Ontology annotation, biological process: dephosphorylation; 2-oxobutyrate biosynthetic process. The transcript has 10 exons.